Molecule: messenger RNA, 1614 nt
Organism: Sordaria macrospora k-hell
Lineage: Eukaryota; Fungi; Ascomycota; Sordariomycetes; Sordariales; Sordariaceae
Source: RefSeq, a predicted model, not a curated record
AUGGCGACCGGGGUGGACGCCAAGCUCUUGAAGAGCACCAAAUUCCCUCCCGAGUUCAAUCAGAAGGUGGACAUGCAAAAAGUUAACAUCCAGGUCAUGAAGAAGCAAGUGCCCCCGAUCGCUGUCAAGUCAACAUGGAUUGCCAGCAAGGUCACCGGAAUCCUAGCCAACGAAGAUGAUGUCGUUAUCGAGCUUGUGUUUAACCUACUGGAGAGUGGCCGCUAUCCCGACAUCAAAUCCAUGCAGAUCCAACUCACAGGCUUUCUCGACAAAGAUACCCCGACAUUCUGCAAGGACCUUUGGAAGCUUCUCCUCAGCGCGCAGACUAGUCCUCAAGGUGUUCCGAAGGAGCUGCUGGAGGCCAAGAAGAUGGAACUGAUUCAGGAGAAGCGGACAAAGCUGCAGAAGAGGCACGACAGAAGCGUCAAGAAUUCGAACGUAGACCUGAGAGGGGCCGCGGCGGGCGAGGAGGCGGUAUGGGUGGUGGCCGCGGCGACUCCUGGCGUGGAGGACGCCGUGAUGACCGUCGAGGUGGCGGUGGCCGAUCCCGCUCGCCACCACGUUUCCGUGAUCAGAGAGACCGUGGCCCGCCAAGAGGAGGACUCAGAGAUUCAUAUGUCCCCCGAGGAAGCCCAACAUUCAGACGUGGUGGAGGACGACGGGACGACAGGAGGCGUCGAUCUCGCACUAGGUCGCCGUCUGUGCGGUCGAGGUCCCGUUCUCGCUCGCGGUCACCUAGCGUUGACGGAAGGAGCCGGUCUGUUACUCGAUCCCCUAGCCCUCCUCCAAGACGGGGACGGGCAAGGUCACGUACUCGCUCUCGUUCUCCGAUCCCCCUCAGGGGACCGCAUAAGCGUGUCAGAUCACCAUCGCCACGGCGCGGACCCAGAUACCGGGGGCGCUCCCGAUCCCGGACUCGCUCGGUUUCAUCCGAUCGUGGUUCCCGGUCCCGAACGCCGCCGCUACUCCACUUCCUCUAGCCGAAGCCGUAGCCGCACCCGGAGCCGCACCCCAACUCGGAGCCGGAGCAUCACCCGAAGCCUUAGUAGAAGCCUGACGCGGAGUCUGGGUCGCAGUCGAAGCCGGACCCGGAGCCGGAGCCGGAGCCUGUCGAGGACUCGAAGCAAGCGCUACAGUCGCUCCGUAUCGUCCACUGGGUCUUCUCGCCUCUCCCGAUCGCGAAGCCGCACCCCGGUUAAGCGAGCUCGUCGUAAUAGCCGCAGCAUUUCUCCCGACCGCCGUUCUUCUACACGUCGAUCACGCAGCAGAAGUGGAAGUCGCAGCAUUAGCCCUCGCCGCUCGCGGAGCCCUCUCAGACGCUCUCGUAGAAGGGAUGACCGAGACAGCAGCGUGGAUGCUACGCCCAGGCCUGGCAGUAGAAGCCGCAGGGCCUCUUCUGCGGCCGUAAAAUCUCCUGCGCAUGACAGAUUGGCUGAUGAUCCAGGCGCUCAAGACAGAAUCCGCUCUCCCCAUGACACCACAUCAGCUGCUGAAGCUGACCAGAACGUCAAAGCGUCUUACGAACAGCGACAGAAAGAACUCAAGGAAAAGAUCAAGCAGAUGAGGUCCUCUAGAAGCGCAGAAGGGGAUCAUGAGGCUAACAAGUCGUUUUGA